AUGGCUUACUCCCUUGAGGGGCCUGACUGGCUGCGGAAGUGCCUGGCACCACAGUCUUUCAAAGUUUUCUCUCUCAUCGGGGUGUUCUUUGCCAUUGGGGAUAUCCUAGAGAUGCAGUCGAUGUCGGCUAUGGACGGCGCGGUGUAUCAAGUCCUUGGCCAGUCCAAGCUCAUCGUGACGGCCAUAACGCUGUGGGCUGUGAAGGGCCACAACCAGACGGCCCUGGAGUGGGUGGUCCUCGCCUUGAUAGUAGCCUCCAUGAGCACGUUUGUCCUCGAAGACCACAACAACAGUACUCGUAGUGAGGCCAGCUACUACGUAUCGCAGCCACAAGAGAGUCUAUUUAGUAAACUGUUGGGUAUAGGGUAUGUGAUGUUCAAGGUAACGAUAUCGUGCUUAUGUGCAGUGUUGGCGGAUAAGUACAUGAAGCAAUUUUCGGACGUUCCCUUUUAUAUACAGAUGGCUCAGUAUAAGAUCGCUUGGUUCACGACUUGUGUAGCCCUGGCAUACGCCCUCGACUGGGAGGGAGAGCUGACCCAGUUUGGUUUCUUCCACGGUUGGACUUGGUCUACCUUGUUGGUCACUAUCAGCUUUACGAUCAAAGGCUGGUGUACGAUGUACCUAUUGCGAAGUCUCGAUUCUGUUCUUAAAAACAUCGGCGAGGCCCUCGCGGUAAUCGCCGUUUAUCUGUGUUCUAUCUUGCUGUGGGGAAAGGCAUUCGACUCGGCGGCGUUCCUUAGCAUGUCUUCCGUUGUGUUGGCGGUGGUGACCUACACCCUGGUCGUCAGGCUAGAGACUAAGAACAAGCGUUUGAUGUACAUGUUGGUGGAGAUACAGGAUGACGUUCCCUUCGUGUCUGCUCCUGCACCGUCGGGAGAUAAACGCUAG
Perkinsus marinus ATCC 50983 is the source of this 888-nucleotide messenger RNA. Its product is annotated as sugar transporter, putative. The transcript is spliced from 6 exons. The coding region runs from base 1 to 888 and encodes 295 amino acids. Gene Ontology annotation, molecular function: pyrimidine nucleotide-sugar transmembrane transporter activity. The record is from RefSeq and is a predicted model, not a curated record. Gene Ontology annotation, cellular component: Golgi membrane. NCBI's taxonomy places the organism in Eukaryota, Perkinsozoa, Perkinsida, Perkinsidae. Gene Ontology annotation, biological process: pyrimidine nucleotide-sugar transmembrane transport.